ACUCGUUAUAAGAUGGCGCGACAAGCAGAAUUUAAUUAAAUUUAAUUUGAGGUUAGUUUUCAAAAAUAAAAAUAAAAAUAUUGUUUUUCUAUAAAAAUUAGUUCAAUAUUUAUUUAUUUUUGUGUUUUCGGGAGUUAAUUAAUUUUGGCCUUAAAUAUAUUUAAGUUGCUUUUGACAUGAGUAUUGUUUUGAGAAGAACACCACUAUGGUCGUGUUUACAUAAAAGUUUGUCAUCGAUUGGUGCAACCGUUGACAAGCAAGAAAUCGAAAACUUCGAAAAAAUCACUGAUGAAUGGUGGAGUCAAUUUGGUCCUACCAAAGGCCUUCAUUCUUUGAACAAAUUACGAGUUCCAUUUGUGAGAGACGGCCUAGUUAAUGAAGGUGUAGUCAGUAAAGAAUAUUUAAAUACAUCUGCACCGCUUAAAGGGUUGUCUAUAUUAGAUGUUGGAUGUGGAGGAGGCAUACUUUCAGAAUCGCUAUCAAGGUUAGGCGCAAAUGUCACUGGCAUUGAUGCCAACUCGCGCAUUAUCGACGUGGCCAAAAAACACGCCGAAAAAAAUUGUCUACAAAUAAAUUAUUGUUCUACCGCCAUCGAGGACCAUUCCCAGCAAUACAACGGAUGUUACGAUGCGGUAGUGGCAUCGGAAAUUGUAGAGCAUGUCACAGAAAAAGAUAAGUUUGUGGAAGCUUGUGCCAGGUGUCUGAAACCGUGCGGUUCCAUAUUUAUCACUACAAUAAACAAGACAUUUUGGGCAAAUCUUUUGGCGGUUUAUGUAACGGAGAACAUACUGGAGGUUGUACCAAGAGGGACUCAUCAAGUAGAAAAGUUUAUUGCGCCACACAAGUUGCAGAGAUUAUUAGAAGAUAAUAACAUACGGGCAAAAUUGAUACACGGAAUGGUUUACAACAUCGUAACAAACCGUUGGAGCUGGUGUUCAAAUAUUUCUAUAAAUUACGCUUUACAUGGAGUUAAAUUAAAGUGAUCUCUGUUUAUUUAUGUAUCGUUACAAAUUAUAUAAUUUAUAGUUUAUGUUGAAUACAUAUUUUCAAAAAAUA
Sitophilus oryzae (rice weevil) is the source of this 1056-nucleotide messenger RNA. RefSeq names its product ubiquinone biosynthesis O-methyltransferase, mitochondrial (gene Coq3). Gene Ontology annotation, biological process: ubiquinone biosynthetic process. NCBI's taxonomy places the organism in Eukaryota, Metazoa, Arthropoda, Insecta, Coleoptera, Curculionidae. Bases 177 to 983 code for a protein of 268 amino acids. The transcript has 5 exons. Gene Ontology annotation, molecular function: 2-methoxy-6-polyprenyl-1,4-benzoquinol methyltransferase activity. The record is from RefSeq and is a predicted model, not a curated record.